CGUCGUUUUUUUUUUAAUUUUGUUUCAUUGUGGACAUAUUAAUGGACACCAAAGGCUGCACUAAUGUGUAAAUUUGGAGUCGUUUUGUUUUCGGGGAGGGAAAAACUUCAUUUACAUGACUGCAUUAUCUGCUUACAUCGACUAUAGUAUUAUCAGAAUAGUCAAUUACACUUCCGGUCUUGUGAUGCUCUUCAGAGGAAACUUGAUUGAAGGAUUACAAACCUGGCCAGUUGUGACUGCAGUAUGUGUGUGUGUGUGAGUUGGGUUAGGAAAGCGGCUUUGGAAGAGUGAGGGUAGCAUCGAUAUGUUUGUAACUGCACAGACCAAGCACCUUUAAAGAGCGAUGUAGAAUUAGGGCAUACUACGUAGCUAUUUCACCCGUUGGCAACAUACACAUUUUCCUCCUGUAUUUUGUUCUGUUUCGAGCAUUUACUGAUAUUACACAAGUGAUGCAUGUGAUUACUAGUUAACCAGAGACAAUCUUGAGAACGAAACCCUUCCCCUUUUGUUAUUUGCUGUUUCGCAAAGCCGAUCUCAUGACCAGGUCUCCUCUCGCAAGCGAGCCUUGUGCAUUUCAUGUUUGUUAUAGCAACAGAUCUGCGGCGGUGGAACAGGCUGAGGCAGAGCUGUGGUGCAUGGGAACGGACAGACUGGCAGUGUAUCUGUCUGAACUGAACAGUCGCAUGUUUCCUGAAUUCUGCGUUUGAAGAAGACGCCGGCGCAAACUAGAGAUGGCAUCUUUGAGCCUGGGACUCAAUUUAUCUCGGAAGAAGGGCGCAUCUAGGAAUGGAGCAGUGGAAAGGAAGAAUCUCAUUACAGUCUGCAGAUUCUCCGUAAAGACUCUCAUCGACCGAUCCUGUUUUGAUACAAUCGAUGACUCUUCAUCUGAAUUUGUCAAUUUUGUCUCUAUACUGGAACAAAUUCUCAGCCACCGUCUGAAAGGACAGAUUACCUGGUUCGGUUACGAAAGCCCUCGUGGUUUCUGGGACUACAUCCGCGUGGCCUGCGGCAGGGUGCCCCACAACUGCCUCAGCAGCAUCGAGAGCAUGGAGAAUGUCCGGUCCUCAAGAGCCAAGGGCCGGGCUUGGAUUAGGGUAGCGUUGAUGGAAAAACGCCUUUCAGAAUACCUUUCUGCAGCCCUGAGAGACUUCAGAACCACCAGGAGGUUUUAUGAAGAUGGAGCAAUUGUACUGGGUGAGGAAGCAAACCUGCUGGCCGACAUGCUGAUCGGCCUCAACGCCAUUGAUUUCAGUUUCUGCCUGAAGGGGGAAGGCAUUGAUGACAACCGGCCUGCUAUAAUAGACUACACUCCCUACCUCAAGUUCACCCAGAGCUCUGACAGUAUCAGUAGCGAUGAGGAGGAGCUGAGGACUCUGGGAAGCAGUGGCAGUGAGAGCAGCACCCCUGAGAACAUGGGGCCAGCCCUCUUCAUGGACCAGAGCAGCUGGUACAACAAGUGCAAACGGGUGGAGCAGAAGUACAGGCUGGCCUUGGAGCAAAAGGGUUACCUGGAGGAGCUGGUUCGCCUUCGAGAAGCCCAGCUGUCCGAGUCAGUCUCCCAGAACAAAAUCCUCCUUCAGAGGCUGGAGGAGACGGAUAUCAGUCACAAGCUGGAGAAGGAGCAACUGGAGUACAUUGUUCUUGAGCUGCAAGACCAGCUGACUGUUUUAAAGAAUCAUGACCUUAGAUCAAGACAGGAGUUAACUGCUCACCUCACUAAUCAGUGGCCUUCACCGGGUGCUCUGGAUACAAAAGCUGUUGCCCUGGAUACUCUGGCGUACAGGAAGCACACCAGGCAGUGGAAGGAUUCUGACAGAAAGAGCUUCCGAAGUCUGGAGCAGCUUUCAGCCGAAAUCAGCCUGUCCCAGACCUCCCUGGACCCUGCUCAUAUACAGGACCUGGAUAGCAAGCAGGAUGAGUCCCACUCGCAAAGUGAAGGUAAGGAAGACACCCCAUCCUUACUGGGGUUAUGUGGGUCUUUAACAUCUGUGGCCAGUUACAAGUCUCUCGCCAGCCUCAAGUCAAGUGAAUGCCUUGCGAGUCCCAUCACAGAGAUGACCAGCCCAGGUUUCACCCCCUUGUGAGCGUACAUCCUCUUCAGUUAGAGACCCAGAUGGUCCUCGCUGUGCCAUUGCAUUGCUGCAUCCUUCCAAGGUCUCUACAGUAAGAAAAGCUAUGGAGAGACUUCACGUAUUGUUUCUAGACCAUUUUGUAAACCAAGAUCGCUGUGUUCUUGGCCACCUUUAUUGCACCUUUGACUGGCAUUUCCCCGGCUGUAAGGGUUAUCAGCUUUUGAUUUUGUAGGACGUUUUCUUUCACGAAGCAUAGAACCUAUAUCAAGGGGAGGCAUCAGAAUAAAAGGCAAGGAUCACUCCCUGGAACCUGGCUUUCUGUACUGCUGAUGGGAUAAGACAAAACACAGCUUAAAAGUUUGAUACCUAGGAAAAAGGACAAAAAAAGCAUUCACAGUGAAAUAUUUUAUGAAAUUCCCCUUGAUAGUAUUACAUUUAUUCAUGGAGAUGGGAACAUGGAAAGUGAUAUUGAUCGUUUGCUUUUUUUUUACCAUAUUAUAAUAUUUAUAAAGGGCAUAGGAGAUUUACAAUUUUAAAGUACAGACUACAAGCAGGCAGGCAGAAGGAAAAUUCUCAUACAUUGAUCUGAUGUCAAAGGAAGAAAUAUUACAUUGUAUUCUUUUUAUCUUUCUUGGCAAGACCCUCAAAAGCUGGAACAUGAUAGUUUCUGAAUGUAACCCUUAGCAGGUUCAGCUACAGUUCUGUGCAGCCAGUGGUAGUGAUCACAUAGUCCUUUCUGUGCCUUUACGUCUUCAGCUUUCACAGCGGUGAAAAGCAGCCAAAAAAUGUUUGAGCCACAUGGUGCAUCAAUUGAAUGUAUUUGUUUACAAAUAAUAUUGGCUGCUUUUAAUUUAAAGAGGUCCCUGCCCUUGAAGAGAGAGGCCUUUCACACACAUGUAAAGAAGGGGAACAAGCCCGUUUUGUAACUUUGAUGUUUAGGAAUUUCUAAAUUUACUGCUAAAUAUUCCUAUUUCCUAUGGGAAGUAUCAGAAGAGUCACAGAUUCCUCCUAUAAUCAUCACAUCCCCAUUUCCAAAAUAUAUAUUUCAUAUAAAAAUUAUCUGUUGCAUUAGUGUCUGAGAAAUUAAGCACUUUAUUUCACCAUAUUGCAACACUCCAAAAAAAAAAAGAUUUUAUUAUUUAAAAAGCUCAAGAACAUUUUUGGGGGAAUUUCUGUAAGAUGCUGCUUGUAAGCUCUCAUGCACCCUGGGAAAUAAAUUCCUCUAUUAUUCAGACACUGAUGAAAUCCUGAAAUAGUUUUGCAUGAAAUACUGUGUUGAGCUAAAAAUGAGAUUUCAAGCAUUGAUUUAUUUUAGAUUACUGUUGCAAAAUGUUCGUGAGAUGCACUGUAUUCUUUAAAAAAGUCCCUGAAGUAUGCGUUAAAGGGGUUGAUUUAAAAGAGUCAAAUGAGAUCUCCUGAUCUUUGAUGCUUGUGCUGCUUCGCAGUUGUUGCUGUUACAAUUCUGCCUGAAAAUGGGAUUCAUCCAAAUGGAAAUUAGGAAAAUGUUGCUUCUGCUUUAGGUUAAUUCUUACUUGUUGUAUUAUUUUUAUAGUACAUGUUAAUGUUGUGGUGUUGAUCUCAAAACUGUCCAGAUCUUGUGUUAUGAAAAUCACAACAGGUGUUAGAGGAGCUACAAUGUGAUGUAAACUGGUGAUGUUUGGCUUUGUAUUAGCUACUUACAGUACGUGUUUAUUUUCUGGGUUCAGUACACCAAGGAGGAACACAGCAGGUUAGAAAUACUUUUUUUCCCCCUUCAUUCUUCCUUUUUUGCUGCAGGUGCAGAGUUCAGUUUGUUCAGCAUGUUCACAUUUCCAUUUUCUUUGAGCUUCUUUUCUUGUGGGGUUUAAAAGUAUUGUUCUAAUAUGAUCUUUGAAACAUUUAUAAAAGGGUUAUAAAAUCAUAGAAAAUGUAUGUUUUUAUUUAUUCUAUUUCAUUUUAUUUGUACAAUCUUUUUUUUUAUAUGGAGUAGUAAUUGUCUGUUGUUCCUUAUAGUAUGUUGUACAAUUAUUUUUAAAGCAAUGCAAGUUAUUGAACUGAUGAAUGUACCAUCCCUUCUUGGUAGGUUACAUAUACAGUAAGAUUAGUACAUUUUCCAUUGCUGACAUCUAGUUCCCUGUGUCCUUGGUGAAAAGACCAAAUUAAUUUUAAGCCUGCAGAAGGCUGAUAAACUCAACUACAAUCGAUUAAGAUUCUAGACAGCUGCUCUGUCAAUCUCAUUAAAAGCUGUUAACAACAGUCGUAAAUCAGGAAACUCUUUUGAAGUGUAGACAGUUGCAUUUGGUUUGAUUAGAUUUAGGUUUGUUCAGAUUUAACCACAGAAUGGAUUUCAGUCCAGUGAACCACUGUACACACUAUACAGUAUGUACACAUUUUGUUAGCAUUUUGGGCAGCUGAAAAACCAUAAGCUGGUUCAAAACAAUACCUAUCAAUAACCUGGGAUAAGAAAAGGGCUGUUGUCUGAAGUGUAAAUGAAGCCAUCUCCUUUCUUCUCUUUCCUGUUUCAUGGUACGACACAUACAUGAUGCUUUUCAUGUGCAGUUGUGAGGUGCUGGAGAUGAAGUGAAAAGCAC
This is a messenger RNA of Lepisosteus oculatus (spotted gar), 4642 nucleotides long. RefSeq names its product RUN domain containing 3b (gene rundc3b). The record is from RefSeq and is a predicted model, not a curated record. NCBI's taxonomy places the organism in Eukaryota, Metazoa, Chordata, Actinopteri, Semionotiformes, Lepisosteidae.